This is a messenger RNA of Anopheles aquasalis, 1749 nucleotides long. Its product is annotated as dolichyl-diphosphooligosaccharide--protein glycosyltransferase subunit 1. Gene Ontology annotation, cellular component: oligosaccharyltransferase complex; membrane. The record is from RefSeq and is a predicted model, not a curated record. NCBI's taxonomy places the organism in Eukaryota, Metazoa, Arthropoda, Insecta, Diptera, Culicidae.
UUUGGUUUACGUGGUCUGACCGGCGUUAUUUGACGAACUUAAAAUUACACGGGACAGUCCUUGCAUCUUACGUGGUUAUAUCUGCAGUUAUCAGCUGCAGUCUUUGGAAAAAUGUGUUAUCUUGGCAGAAUGGCGAAGCUUGUACUUGUAUUCGCCGCAUUAACAACCGUCUUCGUACAGGCAGCCAUCGAUAUGGAGGUGGAAAACAAGGCUGUUGAUCGCACGAUAGAUCUCACUUCGCAGUUGGUGAAAAUCUCUUACAAAAUAACAUUGGAGCAUACAUCAAAGCAGCCAAUUAGCAGUUACCUUUUCGUCGUACCACAAGCCGAUCGUGAACGACUCGCUUACAUAUCUGUCAAAGAUUCUUCCAAGAAAGAACUUAAGUUAAUUGAAACGGUUACACCGAAAGGCGUAACUUUCAGUAUGGCACUUCCGGUCACUUCUGCCACUCCUGUUGUAUACAUCGAAACUGUUUUUACCAAGAGUCUAAAACCUUUCCCAUCAGCGAUAGGUCAAAACGAACGGCAACUGGUACAGUACUUUGGUAAUGUGUACUUCUACUCUCCAUAUAAAACUGUGUCUCAGAAGACGACCGUUCAUCUGAGUUCUCGAAACGUAGAAAAUUACACUCAAUUCAAGCCUAGUUCUCAUGCUGACACUACAAUCGUCUACGGACCAUAUGACAGUGUGCCUGCAUUUUCACAAGAGCCGAUGACCUUACACUUCGAAAAUUUUGCUCCGUUUUUGACCGUCACUCGCCUGUACCGCACGAUAGAGGUUUCACACUGGGGCAACAUUGCUGUGGAAGAAACCGUCGAUAUCCUACAUUCGGGUGCUGCACUGAAGGGCGCAUUUUCUCGCUAUGAUUACCAAAAGGAUACUCGUUCUAAUCAACCAAGUGUGAAAUCCUACAAAACCCUUCUACCUGCAUCAGCUUCAGGCGUCUACUACCGUGAUACUAAUGGAAAUAUCUCCACGUCCGCAAUGCGCGCUCUUAAGGAUGCAGUCGAGUUAGAUCUUCGUCCACGUUUUCCUCUUUUUGGUGGAUGGCGAACGCAUUACACGCUGGGUUACAACGUGCCGACCUUCGAAUACUUGUUCCAGAAUAAUGAUAACUUUCUUCUUAAGAUGCGCGUCAUCGAUCACAUCUUUGAUGAUAUGGCUAUUGACGAAGUGGUGAUCAAAAUAAUUUUACCGGAAGGGUCCUCUAACAUCAAACUAAUUGCUCCUUAUUCAGUCAAUCGGCAUGCUGAUUCACUGCACUAUACUUAUCUUGACACUUUCGGGCGCCCCGUCAUCACGUUUAGCAAGCGUAAUCUAGUCGAAAGUCAUAUUAAUGACUUUAACUUAAAGUACAAUUUCUCGUGGAUGAUGAUGCUACAAGAGCCGCUACUGGUGGUUGCUUUUCUCUACAUUCUUUUUGUUUUAGUCAUCAUCUGGAUGAGGAUGGACUUUUCCAUCAUCAAGGAAAAGGAAAAUCAUCUACACAAAGAUUAGAAAAUAGGUUGUGGUACAUUGGACAUACUUUUUCCUACUUCAUUUAUCAUUGUAAAAAAUCAAUUCAGCGAAUAGGUUGGUUUGUAGUUUUUCUCCUAACUACCUAACCAUUUUUGGGAAGUUAUAAUCCUUGAAUCGCUCUGCGUCACGUAUUGCUACAAUUCACCAAGAACUGGUAAUAUUUUUCCAUCCUAUUGUCACAUAAGUAAACUUCGAAAUGAUCGCUGAAUAAACUUUUUAUUAUCUCUCUUA